Molecule: messenger RNA, 1608 nt
Organism: Rodentolepis nana
Lineage: Eukaryota; Metazoa; Platyhelminthes; Cestoda; Cyclophyllidea; Hymenolepididae
Source: the annotation of a GenBank genome assembly
AUGGAUUACGAUACAAGCGUUUUUCCUCCGAACCACCCCUUGCGAGCAUAUCUUCGCGAUCUUAAUUUAGACGAUAUUGAUGAAUUUGAUCCAUAUGAUAUUUCCCCAGAUGAUGAACCUCCGAAAAAAGUUACUAAAGAGCCUUCCUUUCCUGCUCGCGUUUACAAAUAUAUCAUGUGGUUUUUUUGUUAUAUUGAUUUAUUUCCCAGGAAGCAUUUACUCGACAGGCUUAUUAAAUCUGGCUACAUUCUUAGUUGUGAUCGAGUGCAGUUACAGGAUUAUAGAAAGGAACUUGAAGGCCGUAGUUUCUGCCAAAUUUCCUACUUCACAGUUUUAUACUCAAUUCCUUUUCUCCUGGCAAUACUAUUUGCAGAUUUUACCAGUUUAUCCUUAUUGAUAGGAAUUUUCAUGUCUAUCCUAUUAAUUUCCAACUUUCUUUUCACAAUCAGCAAUAUUAUUUUGGUCAAAUAUUCUGUUAUCGAAAUGGAAAUUCUUUUCUCAAGUUUGAUAAAGUCGGUAAAGUUCUUGCGUGGAUUAACUGGUGUUGAGAUGGGCUUCAUCUUUGCCGGGAGAGGCUGUAUUGGUCGUAAACAACUCAGCGCAACUGUCCUUCCGAAGCUUACAGCAAAAUUAUAUGAUGCUGUCAAAAUAUAUACAUCUGAACUUCUUUCGUCUUCCCAGAAAGCCAAUAAAAUUAUUCGAUCAUGCGAUUUCCUAUCAUCUCGAUUAGCAGAAAUAGCUAUUUUCUGUGAUGCUGCUGAGAAUGAUCUAACGGAAGCUUUAAGUGGCGAAAACAAUCUUCGGAACACUAAGAUUCUUCUUGAAGCUGCCUUCGAACUGAAUUCUGAAAUGACAAGAGUAUUGGGAUACUUCUUUACUGCUCAUUUCCGUAAAUCAACUAUAGUUAGUCUUAAGAUGAUGCAACUGCUAGGACUGUGGUCAUUGGGCAUUUUUCGAGCGAAACGUAAUAUGGCAUCUGUUGAGAUGAUGCAAACAAAUCUACUGAAAGGUCAGAUUUCAUCAGACGAAUCUUCUGGAAUUGUUUCUGAAUCAUCUGCUUCGUGGACUGAAACUUCGGACGUAACUAAAAUGCUAUCUGCUCUUACCAACCUUCAUCUCAAUGUUUUGGCUUGGUCUAUUCGAAUUCAUAAACUACGCGAAAAGGUGGCUGCAGAAUCGAAGGGUGCCUCGCUUCCUGAUCUUGUUGCUGGAGAUCUUGAAUCAAUGCGUUUUCUCCUGAACAGUUGUCAGCUGUGCCUGAAUGAGGCUUCUGCACUUCUUCGACGUGAAUCCGAUGAAUCAUCAUCGUCCCCAUCGCAUCGGGUUGAAACUCUCAAGCCAAGUUCCAGCGAAGGUCCAGUCAAAUUAAUACCGUUGGAUUCUGAGAUAACUGUUGAAUAUGAAUGCUUAGAAGCAUUCGUCGGCGAAGACGAUAACCAGUCGAAUGGUAUGGUUGACGAAUUCUAUGACGAAUUCGAUAAUUUGGGCCGACCGCUCUCAAAAUCUGAGGUUAGUUCCACAUUACUAAUUUCUAUCCGAUUAAACAUUUACUUUGUUUAUCGCAAAUUUGAAUUUUACUCAGGCAAUCUAAGCCUUCAAUUGAAGUAA